This is a messenger RNA of Hansenula anomala, 1598 nucleotides long. RefSeq names its product Apm1p (gene APM1). The coding region runs from base 30 to 1304 and encodes 424 amino acids. Gene Ontology annotation, cellular component: clathrin-coated vesicle; clathrin adaptor complex. Gene Ontology annotation, molecular function: clathrin-cargo adaptor activity. Gene Ontology annotation, biological process: vesicle-mediated transport; intracellular protein transport. The record is from RefSeq and is a predicted model, not a curated record. The transcript has a single exon. Lineage: Eukaryota; Fungi; Ascomycota; Saccharomycetes; Phaffomycetales; Wickerhamomycetaceae.
CCCAAUUUAUUCACAACAACUCAGUCCCAAUGGCUUCAGUGAUCCAUUUCUGUGAUGUGAAGGGUAAAUCCCUUCUUUCAAGAGACUACAAAGGUGACAUCCCAUCCAAUGCCGUGGAGAAAUUCCCCUUCUUAUUAGUUGAUGCUGAAGAAGAUCCAGUAUCUGCAUUACCAGUUGUGACAUAUAAUGGUAUUAAUUAUCUUUAUAUUUCUCAUAAUAACUUAUAUCUUUUGGCGUUAACAAAAUCAAAUAAUAAUAUUGCUCAAAUCUUCCUUUUUUUACAUAAAGUUGCCGGUGUGUUGACUGAUUAUUUUAAAGAAUUAGAAGAAGAAUCAAUAAGGGAUAAUUUUGUUAUAAUAUAUGAAUUAUUAGAUGAAAUGAUGGAUUUUGGAUUCCCACAAAUUACAGAAACUAAAAUGUUGAAAGAAUAUAUAACACAAAAAUCAUUUGCAUUAGAAAAGACAAAACAAACUUUUGGUCCACCAAGUGCCUUAACAAAUGCAGUUUCUUGGAGAUCUGAAGGUAUACAAUAUAAGAAAAAUGAAGCAUUCUUGGAUGUUGUGGAGAGUAUUAAUAUGUUGAUAAAUCCUCAGGGUAAAGUGCUUAGAUCUGAAAUUUUGGGGAAAAUUAAAAUUAAAUCACAUUUAUCAGGUAUGCCUGAUUUAAGAUUAGGAUUAAAUGAUAAAUUAACAAAUAAUUCCAAAGGAGUUGAAAUGGAAGAUGUUAAAUUUCAUCAAUGUGUUAGAUUAAGUAAAUUUGAAAAUGAAAAAAUCAUUACGUUUAUCCCUCCAGAUGGUGAAUUUGAAUUGAUGAGUUAUAGAUUAUCAACUCCAUUAAAACCAUUAAUUUGGGUUGAUUGUAAAAUUUCAAAACAUUCAAAUAGUCGUAUUGAGAUAUAUGCAAAAGUUAAAGCACAAAUUAAAAAAAAAUCCACAGCAAAUAAUGUGGAAAUUUUAAUUCCAAUUCCUGAAGAUGCAGAUUCUCCAAAAUUUAGAUAUUCAAAUGGUUCAAUGAAAUGGGUUCCAGAAAAAUCUAUUAUUGUUUGGAAAUUAAAACAAUUCCAAGGUGGUAAAGAAUAUUCAAUGAGUGCUCAAUUAGGUUUACCAUCUGUUAGUAUUGAUGAUCCAAGUUUUAAAGUUAAAAGACCAAUUCAAGUUAAAUUUCAAAUACCUUAUUUUACAACUAGUGGAAUACAAGUUCGUUAUUUAAGAAUUAAUGAACCAAAAAUGCAAUACCAAAGUUAUCCAUGGGUGCGUUAUAUUACACAAAGUGGUGAUGAUUAUACAAUUAGAUUGAAUGAAUAAAAGAAUACUUGAAUGAUUUUUAAUUUACUCUGACAUAUUGUAAUGGGUCAGUAAAAUGUAGUUAAGAAAAAUAACACGAAAGACAAAAUUCAAUAUUAUCAUGAAUCAUUUGAACCGUGAACUGACUUUGAAUUGUGGUUUUGAGACUGGCUCUGAUAGUAUCCAUUGGAAUUGCUUCGUGUAGAGAAACAAAUUGAUGAAUUGGAAAAGAGUGUGGUCUUUUUAAGGUGAUGUGAUGGCUGAAGAAAGAACAAACAGAAUACAAAUAAUCGAUGAUUUGAUUGGGAAUUUAUU